UGCCACGGGGCUGCGGCCGCUGCAGGAAUGUGGGCGGUUGGUGACCACAGGCGGGUCCCAGGGGACGCGGAGCCCGCACUCCCGCACUCCCGCCCUCGGCACCCAGGCGCCCGCAUCAUGCUCCCGCUGCUCCUCCUGCUCCUGCCCGCCGCACACGGCAUAGACCAGGUCGGGCCCAGGCCAGCCCUGACCCAGGUGCAGCUGGAGGGGGUGACGACCGCCUCCACCUUCGUGCUGGACCAGCCCCACUGCGUCUUCAACAACUACAGCAACGCCAUCAUCUGGCUGGUGGUGGCCCUGGACAAGGAUGCAUUCGCCUUCAACAACAGCGCGGGGCCGGGCACUAACGAGACCGCAUUCCAGAGCUUCCCUGAUCCUGUCCAUGCCUACAUGACCCUCAACGCCACCCUGGACAGCUACCCCUGCCCCAAACCGGCCGGGGACAUCACGGUGCUGCGGGUGGGCAGCGAGACGAGCUGUGCCCAGGAUAACACGAGACCCACGUGCAACGGCCCCCUGCCCGGCCCCGGGCCCUACCGGGUGAAGUUCCUCGCCCUGGAGGGCUCUGUGCCCGUGGCUGAGACAGGCUGGUCGGCACAAAUCACGCUGAGGACAGCCAAAUCACCCAACAGCAUCCCCACGACGAGCAGCGGGCACAGCGCCGGCAUGAUCGCCAUCACCACCAUCCUCUCCAUCCUCUUCGCCAUCCUCCUGGCCGGACUGGUGGCCAUGCUCGUCUUCUGGGGCUCGGACUCCUGCGACAGCAGCAUCUUCAGCAAGCAGGAGUCGGUGUCGGUGCGGCGGUACAACACCCACCACGUCUAUGACCAGCCGGCCGCCCGGCUCUGAGCCCCCGCCGCCCCCCGGCACCGCCGCCCCUCCCGCGUGCCCCCGGUGCGGGGGUAAAUGUGACCCGCAGAGCUCCAUCCCCGUGGGUGACACCGCCCGUGGGUGACACCGGCCCGCCGCCGCGGGGACACGGCACGGGAGCAGUGGAGCGGGACAUUAAAGGCUUUUCCUCAUGCUUUGUG
This is a messenger RNA of Haemorhous mexicanus (house finch), 1031 nucleotides long. Its product is annotated as uroplakin-3b-like protein 1. The record is from RefSeq and is a predicted model, not a curated record. Bases 28 to 849 code for a protein of 273 amino acids. The transcript is spliced from 6 exons. Lineage: Eukaryota; Metazoa; Chordata; Aves; Passeriformes; Fringillidae.